Molecule: messenger RNA, 2351 nt
Organism: Ooceraea biroi (clonal raider ant)
Lineage: Eukaryota; Metazoa; Arthropoda; Insecta; Hymenoptera; Formicidae
Product: calcium-independent phospholipase A2-gamma
Biological process (GO): arachidonate metabolic process
Cellular component (GO): membrane
Source: RefSeq, a predicted model, not a curated record
GAAAGUUUGCGACAACGUGGUUGAUUCUUCCAUUGUGAAUUAGAUCAUAGCAUCGAUUUUAUUUACCUGACCUGCUGUUGUUUCCGACGAUUCUGUUAUCGACAAUCUCGAGCUUCGAUGAUCGGAACUUAUAAUUUUGUGGCAAUUUGAAAUAUCAAUACAAGGAAUAGUUUGUGAUUCGUAGCACACGAUGUCUUUCAAUAGGCACGCGAAGUACUGUCAAAAGUGCAUUUUAUUAACAAGGCAACUUACGGACAGUGCAACAGGUAAAGAUGCCAGUGGAACUUUUACAGACAGAAUACUACGUUCUAUAAAUGACAUAAAGAAGGCCAAAAUGUCAAUGCAGAAUCAGUGGAAGCUCUUGUCACAAUUGAAGGACUAUCUAAACAAGACCAACUACGAUAAGAAUCCGCACAUCAGUCUGCCUAAAGAGUGGUUGGAUACUUUGCAAAAAUUAACCUACUCGCAACUUGAAACAAUACGAAAGCUGUCAUCCUUCGAGCACAAUAAAAUUACUGAUCCAGAAAAGAAUCUGAACACAACAAGACGUAAUGAUGACAGUGAUUCAAAGAAUGUAACAUUAAUGCCUGAACAAGUAAAGUCGAUAGGUGAUUCUACAAUUGUGCAACCGAGGAUACAACAGAAAGUUCAUGAACAAGAUACACCCGACAGUAAACUAGAAUCGAAGGAGAACUUUACCAUGCCGCAAAUUCUCUCCACACUGUUUCUCAAGUUAUCGCCCAAGGUUGUGCAGAGUAGCGCCGCACCAAAGUGGAAAGCGAAUAUUCACAACAAUAUUCCGAUACACAGUAUCGUGUCUCGCACGCGUCACGUUUUGAACAGCAUCGAAUCAGCGGAGUCAAAUGCCUCAAAGAUACGGAGGAUCGAGGAUCUAUUGGUACACGUCGAUCAGUAUCCAGAGGCGAGGCACUACGCGAUUAAGGAAGGAGCGAUCAGGAUUUUAUUGCGGGCUCGUCAAAAAGCUAAUGAUGAACAGAUCAGAGCGCCGAUUAGAGAGGCAUUGGCUGUAAUGGGCUACACCGAUCCCCUGCCUGGUCGAGGUAUCAGAAUCCUAUCGAUCGAUGGCGGUGGUAUUCGCGGAGUAUUGGUUAUCGAGAUGCUGAAGAAACUGGAGGAACUUACAGGAAAGAAGACGUACGAGAUGUUCGAUUAUAUAUGUGGCGUGAGCACGGGUGCUAUUCUGGCCGCAGUGUUAGUACUACCAAAGGAUCUUUCGGAAGGUGGAUACAAGAGGAAAUCAUUGGAGGAAGUUUCGGGAUUGUACAAGGACCUGAGUACCAGAAUAUUCACGCAGAGCGCUAUAAAAGGCACGAGCAGUCUGGUCUGGAGUCACGCAUAUUACGACACCGCACUAUGGGAACAAUUGUUAACAGAGCAGCUAGGUGACAAAAUUCUCAUCAAAACCACUCGCGAUCCAAAUGCGCCAAAGUUUUCAGCAAUAUCCGCCGUGGUAAAUCACGGAAACGUCAUGGCUUACGUGUUUAGAAAUUACACGUUACCGCAUAGGGUAGAGAGCCAGUACAUGGGAUCCCAUAAACAUAAAUUAUGGGAAGCCGUGAGAGCGUCAGCUGCUGCACCGAGUUACUUUGAAGAAUUCAAAAACGGCGAAUAUCUUCAUCAGGAUGGCGGCAUCCUUGUAAAUAAUCCAUGUGCCGUGGCGAUUCACGAGGCUAAACAAUUGUGGCCAAACAAUCAGAUACAAUGUGUCGUGUCGUUCGGAACCGGCCGAAUUCCACAUCGCAUUAGUGAAAAGGAAGUGGAGAUCUCGAGCUGGAAAGAAAAGUUCUUCAAAAUUUUGGAUAGCGCCACCGAUACAGAAGCUGUACAUACGAUGCUGAACGAUCUGCUACCUGAGCACAUCUACUUUCGGUUCAACCCUUACAUGACGGAGAUGUUAUCAAUGGUGGAGAUUCGACCUGAAAAAAUUGACCAGAUGGAGCAAGACGCGAGAAUGUACGUACGACGAAAUGAAGAGAAAUUCCAAAAGGCAGCCAUAGCUUUGAUGGAAAAGCGACGGAUGCAGCAAAGACUAAUGGACUGGGUCGCGUUGAGAAAACAAAUGUCGGGUCUAUGAUGAAUGAGAAGCAAAAAUAUCAUAUUGAUGUGUAUUUCAUAACACGAUCUGUGUUAGCGAGUCACUUGAACAUGUAUAGUACAAUCUUUUUACCUCUGAUAUGUUAAGAUCCUAUCACCUUGUACCUUUUUAAAUAAUUGUUUAAUUACGUUUUGAAUGAUAGACUAAGAGAUAUUUUAAGAGAUAUUCUAAAAGUAACGUAUUUAAACAAUGUUUAGUUAAAUAUAUUACAAUAAAGUAUAUAAUAAUAGGUGUA